AUGAGUACUGGCCCGGGGUACCAGGGCACUACGAAUACUGGCCCAGGAUACCUGAACACUAUGAGUACUGGUCUGGGGUACCAGAGCACUCCGUGUACUGGCAUGGGAUACCAAAGUACUAUGAGUACUGGCCCGGGGUACCAGGGCACUACGAAUACUGGCCCAGGAUACCUGAACACUAUGAGUACUGGUCUGGGGUACCAGAGCACUCCGUGUACUGGCAUGGGAUACCAAAGUACUAUGAGUACUGGCCCAAGAUACAAGAACACUGCAAGUAAUUGCCGGGAAUACAAGAGCACUACGAGUUCUGGCUCGGGAUACCAGAGCACUGCAAUACCUGGUCUGGGGUACCAGAGUAGUCAUAGUACUACAAUUAUUGGCCCGGGGUACCAGAAAACUAUGAGUAUUGUCCUGGGAUACAAUAGCACUACGAGUACUGGCCUUGGGUUCCAGAACACUGAGAAUAACGACAAAUAA
This is a messenger RNA of Saccoglossus kowalevskii, 477 nucleotides long. RefSeq names its product mucin-19-like. Lineage: Eukaryota; Metazoa; Hemichordata; Enteropneusta; Harrimaniidae. The record is from RefSeq and is a predicted model, not a curated record.